This is a messenger RNA of Ziziphus jujuba (common jujube), 2481 nucleotides long. Its product is annotated as exocyst complex component EXO70C1. Bases 144 to 2270 code for a protein of 708 amino acids. Gene Ontology annotation, cellular component: exocyst. Gene Ontology annotation, molecular function: phosphatidylinositol-4,5-bisphosphate binding. The record is from RefSeq and is a predicted model, not a curated record. Gene Ontology annotation, biological process: exocytosis. NCBI's taxonomy places the organism in Eukaryota, Viridiplantae, Streptophyta, Magnoliopsida, Rosales, Rhamnaceae. The transcript has a single exon.
UUCGCCAUGCAAGUUCUCCUCCAUUCCAUUUCUUCCACAACCAAAAUCCAUUUUCACUUUUCCAGACAAACAAACAUAUUAUUAUUAUUAUUAUUUUUAUUUUUAAUAUCUUCCUAAAACUUAAAACUACAUGCUCGGCGAUUAUGGAGAGAAGCCUCCUCUUUCCACCCGAAAAGACCCGCAGUUUUGCAAGAAAUGCCUCCGACAUCGCCGAUGGCAAAUUAGACUUUUCCCAUCUUUCCCCUGCGGAUUUAGCACCCGACGACCAUCGUAAUCAUAAUCAUGAUCAUGAUCAUGACCAUGACCAUGACCAUGAUCAUGACAAAGAACCUUCCUCUUCCUCCGACUCCAACACCAAUCUCUCUCAAAUCCUCGACGAUGUUGAUCGCUUCUUGGAUGGUUUAUCAGCUGUUCAAAAUGAAUCCGACCCACCCGAUGUUCCAAACUCGGUGGAGUUGCUUUCCCAGAAAAUGGACUCCAUGAUUUCCAAAUACAAUGCUAAUGUUAAAAAAUCCAUGAGGUUUGGUAAAGAUCCUGCUCUCGAUUCUUCAUUUCUUGAAGCAGUGAAACGAAUCUCUCAACUGUCUCAGAAAUUGGCUGAUUUCCCUUCCAAUGCAUCCAUGGCUUCUGCUCUAAAUCGAACCAGUUCCAUUCUUCAACGAGCAAUGUCAUUUAUGGACGAAGAAUUUCGGUUGCUUCUCGAGGAUAACAAAUCCAAUAAAGAAUCUGAUCAUCAUCAUCCUCAGCAUCAGCAUCCCAAUCCCAAUCUCAAAUUUCACAAAACCACCACAAAGCAAUCAUCGUUCAACGGCAAUCACAGUCACAAUCACGAAACAGACCGCUGUAUCUUACCCAACCACAAUCCCGAACCCGACCCGGAAGACGAAUACCCUGGAUUCUCACCCGAAACCAUUUCCAACAUGAACAAAAUCGCGACGGCGAUGAUCUCGGCCGGAUACGAGACGGAAUGCCACAUGGCAUUCAGUGUCUCAAGGCGAACCGCAUUCAGAGGAGCGCUCGAUGAGCUCGGAUUCGACAAUCUCAGCAUCGACGACAUCCACAGAAUGUCUUGGGAAUCUCUCGAAGGAGAAAUAGCCACGUGGAUAGCCGUAGUCAAGCAAUGUUCCACCGUGCUCUUAAACGGAGAACGGAAGCUCUGCGACUCCAUUUUCUCCUGCAACAGCUCCAUGGCCGAGAGCCUUUUCAGCAACCUGGCUCGAGCCGUAGCCAUUCAGAUUCUCAACUUCGCCGAAGCCGUUGUCCUGACGAAACGAAGCGCCGAGAAGCUGUUCAAGAUUCUCGACAUGUACGAAACCCUCCGCGAUCUGAUUCCCGUCAUUCGCGAAUCCUAUCCAGACGGCUCCGUUUCCAACGAGCUCGUUUCGGAAGCCGAGACGGCGACGAGUCGUCUCGGAGAAGUCGCGGUGAGCAUAUUCUGCGAGCUCGUGAAUUCAAUCAAGAACGACAAUGGAAGAACUCCCGUGGCAAGUGGCGCAGUGCAUCCUUUGACGCGUUACGUGGUGAAUUAUCUAAAAUACGCCUGCGAGCUUUACAAAGAGUCGUUGGAACAGGUUUUCCAACAGCACGUGAAAAUGAACGACAAGCACAAAAACGACGUCUUAGCGCAAGAGGAUGAGGAAGACCACAGAGAGAGGGACAAGGACGAUGGUACGUGCAAAGCGUCGUCGUUUGGGCUGCAGUUAUUGUCGGUGAUGGAUCUCCUGGAAGAAAACAUCGAGAUGAAAUCAAAGCUGUAUAGAGAUCCAUCGUUGCGCUUUAUAUUCUUGAUGAACAAUGGGAGAUAUAUAUUGCAGAAGAUCAAAGGGUCGAGCGAGAUACACCAAUUGAUGGGCAACACGUGGUGUAGGAAAAAAUCAUCGGCUCUGAGGGGUUACCAUAAGAACUAUCAAAGAGAAACAUGGGGUAAAGUGUUGCAUUGCAUUAGCCAUGAAGGUAUGAUGGUUAACGGGAAGAUAUCGAAGCCUGUGCUGAAGGAGAGGUUUAAGACUUUCAAUGCCAUGUUCGAUGACAUACACAAGACGCAGAGCACGUGGGUGGUGAGUGAUGAGCAACUUCAGUCGGAGCUUAGAGUUUCGGUAUCGGCGGUGAUGAUUCCGGCGUACAGGUCGUUCUUGGCCAGGUUUAAGCAGAAUUUUGAUUCGGGAAAACAAGCGGAGAAGUACAUCAAGUACCAACCGGAAGAUAUUGAGACCAUGAUUGAUGAUCUGUUUGAUGGAAAUGCUACAUCAAUGGCCAGGAGGAAGACAUGAUCAUGAUAAAGUACAUAUCGUCACCAUGAUCAGAAAACUACAUCAAAAAAUGUAUGUUAAAAGAUAGGAGAUGAGUGAACAUUUCAAGUGUUGGGGUUUUUUCUUCCCUUUUUUUUUUUUUUUUUUUUGGUGUAUAAUUUGUAACUUAUUUGUUGUAUGCAUUUUUUGGCAGCCACAUUUUAACCAUGCACAUGCGAAAGUUUAUUUUCAA